AAAAAAAACAUGCACACACUUAAAGACAUUUUAUUAAAAAAAAUAUUUAUAAAAAUAAAAAAAAAUUCCAGUGCCAGUCGGGCUUUAGUGAAACCACGCAUGCGUGAGACAUUGUACGCAUGCCAUACCGGAAAGAGCAUAAUUAAGCUGCAGAGUGAUUCAUCUUUCAAACCGAGGCGAUCUUUGUUGCAACUCUUCAGACACAGUACAGAAGCCUCACAGCGCUCAAAACAAGGACCCUGGUCUGACAGGAGGGAAGUGGAGAAUCUCCACUCUGGUCUCCAUUCCCGACCCUCAGUGAACCCAUGAGCCAUGGACGAGGGUUCCUCUCUGGGUAAAGUCAGCAGUUCGACAGAGUCUGUGGCCACCGUCACCAGUGAGGAGUUUGUUCUGGUGCAGCCCAGCUUGGCUGGGUCCCCGCAGGCUUCUGAGGGCAAACCGAGACUCAAGAUGUCUUGGAAUGGCAGCGAUCAGCUGGAAAAAGCUAUGGAGGAAGUUUUGGAUGAUGAUGACGAGGUGAAAGUAGAAAAAAGUUGUGUGGAGAAAAUGGAAAAGAACAAAGAACCAGAAAGCCCAGUCCUGGAGGACCAUCCUGCAGAAGCACCUGCUGGUCCUUGUAGUCCCACCAUCAUGGAGGAGGACAGCGUCCAGUUUAACAAACUGUCAUACCUUGGUUGCACGUGGGUCAAAGCUCCUCGGAACGAGGCAGAGGCGCAGAGGGCCAUGGCGACCCUGCGAGCAGAGAGCGCCAUCCCCAUUCCCAUCACCUUGCAUGUUCCAUGUGGUCCAAAUGGCUCAGUCAGAAUUAUGGACCAGGCCUCUGGAACAGAGAUCGCCUCCUUCCCCAUCUAUAAAGUGUUGUUCUGUGCUCGUGGAAGAGAGGACUCGGUGGAAAGUGAUUGCUUCUCCUUCACAGAGAGCUAUCGGAGUUCUGAGGACUUCCAGAUUCAUGUUUUCUCCUGUCACAUCAAAGAAGCUGUCAGCCGUAUCCUGUACAGUUUCUCCACAGCUUUCCGGCGGUCCUCGCGGCCAGCAGAUGUCAGAGAUUCACCAGUGUCCAGUCCACAUGACAGCGAUAUUUACACCUUCACCGUCUCACUGGAGAUCAAAGAAGACGAUGGCAAAGGCAACUACAACCCAGUGCCGAAAGACAGAGACAAGUUUUACUUCAAGCUGCGGCAGGGAGUCCAGAAGAAAGUGGUGGUUUCGGUUCAACAAAUGUGCAACAAGGAGCUGGGAAUAGAGAGGUGUUUUGGGAUGCUUCUAAGUCCAGGACAGAAAGUCUGCAACGGUGACAUGCAUCUACUUGACAUGGAGUCGAUGGGGAAGAGCUCUGAUGGAAAGGCCUAUGUGAUCACAGGGACAUGGAACCCCAACGUGACCGCUUUUCAGGCUCUAAAUGAAGACACGCCCAAAGAUAAGCAGGUCUACAUGACUGUGGCUGUAGACCUGGUUGUGACUGAGGUUUUGGAGCCAGUCCGGUUUCUUUUGGAAACUCUCGUCAGGGUCUAUCCAUCCAACGAACGCUUCUGGUACUUCAGCCGCAAGACCUUCAGCGAAACAUUUUUCCUCAAACUCAGACAGCAGGCCCCAGACAGAGCCAGUCAAAGUGAUGCUGUGUAUGAGGUGAUAAGCCUUCAGAGGGAGGCAGACAGAAAAAAGGAAGAACUGCUCGUCUCACCCAAUGAAGAAGAGGAGGCUGAUGAAGAUAGUGACAACGAAAUCUCCAGCGGGACAGGGGACGUGUCAAAAGACUGUCCUGAAAAAAUACUCGAGUCUUGGGGAGCAAUCCUCAACAGAUGGCAUGGGAAUCUGUCAACUCGCCCAAAAGGUUUGCACUCAUUGGUCCGCAGUGGCAUCCCAGAGCCACUCAGAGCUGAAGUCUGGCAGCUGCUGGCUGGUUGCCACGACAACCACGACCUGCUAGAGCAAUACCGGAUCCUCAUCACCAAGGAUUCUGCACAGGACGGUGUCAUCACGCGUGACAUCCAUCGCACUUUUCCUGCACACGACUACUUUAAAGAUUCGGAUGGAGAUGGACAGGAUUCAUUGUACAAGAUCUGCAAGGCAUACUCUGUCUAUGAUGAAGAAAUUGGUUAUUGCCAGGGUCAGUCAUUUCUUGCAGCUGUUCUCCUUCUACACAUGCCUGAGGAGCAGGCGUUCUCUGUGUUGGUCAAAAUCAUGUAUGAAUACGGUCUCCGCUCGCUUUACAAGAACAACUUUGAGGAUCUUCAUUGCAAGUUCUUCCAGUUGGAAAGAUUAAUGCAGGAACAACUUCCCGACCUUUGGGCCCACUUCCAGGCGCUAAACCUGGAGGCUCACAUGUAUGCCUCCCAAUGGUUCCUCACCCUCUUCACCGCCAAGUUCCCCCUCUGCAUGGUUUUCCACAUCACUGAUCUUCUGCUCUGUGAGGGACUGAACAUCAUUUUCAAUGUUGCCCUGGCUCUGCUUAAGACGUCCAAAGAGGACCUCCUGCAGGCCGACUUUGAGGGGGCUCUCAAGUUCUUUAGAGUCCAGCUGCCCAAACGAUACAGAGCUGCAGAAAAUGCUCGAAGACUUAUGGAACAAGCGUGCAACAUUAAGGUUCCAACCAAAAAGUUGAAGAAGUUUGAGAAGGAAUAUCAGACACUGAGAGAGAGCCAGCUGCAGCAGGAAGACCCCAUUGAUCGAUACCAGAGGGAGAACCGCCGGCUCCAGGAGGCCAGCAUGAGGUUGGAGCAAGAGAAUGACGACUUGGCCCACGAGCUGGUCACCAGUAAGAUCGCCCUCCGGAAUGACCUGGAUCAGGUGGAAGACAAGGCGGAUGCUUUGAAUAAGGAGCUGCUGGCCACCAAAGAGCGCCUGGUGGAGACGGAGGAGGAGAAGAGACGGCAGGAGGAGGAGACGGCUCAGCUGAAGGAAGUGUUCAGGAGGGAGCUGGAGAAAGCAGAGCAGGAAAUCAAAAAGACCACCGCGAUCAUAGCAGAGUACAAACAGAUCUGCUCCCAGCUGAGCACCAGGCUGGAAAAACAACAGGCCACGACAAAAGAGGAGCUAGACAUCGUCAGGAAUAAAGUCAUGGGCUGCGAACGCUGCAAGGACCUGUUCAGCACCGUCGGCUCACUCCAGGUUUCCGCGCCCGGCGGAGACCGGACAUCCAACGAGCCGCACGACGAGGAGAAGGACGGGCUUCAGGAGCAGCUGAGGCACCUGGAGCUGGAGCUGGCGCAGACCAAACUGCAGCUGGUGGAGGCCAAGUGCCGAAUCCAGGAGCUGGAGCAUCAGCGUGGAGUCCUGAUGACUGAAGUCCAAGCUGCCAAGAACUCGUGGUUCAGCAAGACUCUGGGCUCCUUGAAGAGUUCCACCUCUUCCUCGUCCAGCUCUGCCUCACAGACCCCGUCCUCUCCAAAGGAAGGACCUGCCUAGCUCCUCCUCCCUCCUGUUCCCCCUGCAGGAUGCACAACAACAACAGCACAAGCUGAAGAAAGUAGCUAGAGAAAAAAAAUGCAGUAUUCCUUUUUCAGCUGGGGGGGGUGGGGGCUUCUGCAAGCCACUCCCAGCGGAGGGGAGCAGGUGGGACACUGGAACAGCCGCCUGCUCCGAUAGGAAGAGUCAGGCUGAGCAUCAUCAGUCUGACGAGGUUCAAGCAUCACUGCAGAAAUCUGUCUUAAAGGUCAAGUAGCUCCACCUGCUGGAGACUCACUGUUACUGCAGCAGUUUAGCACUGAGUCUGAAUUUUACCAGGUGGCUAAGCGGUAUUUCAUCCUAAAAUGAGCUCAUCACAUAAUUGUUUUACAGUUAAAUGAAUCUUCAACACAGAAAUGCCCCAGCACUCAGAAAAGGAAUACUGCAUGCAGAUUUGCCAUAAGAGCUACUCAAAAGUUGUAAUUCUUUAUAGUAAUAUAACAAUGUUGUCAUAUAAAUAUGUAUAACUAAUUAUUAUUUUUUUUUAAAUAAUUUUGUACAGUCCUUUAAAGAGUGGAGAAAAAAAAACACAGAAGGAAAAGCCCUUAAACAUAUUUUCUACUGUCUGAAUGUUAUUUGUCAUCUGUAGGUGUAACAUCGUAAGCAUGGUGUGAUCAGGAUGGUCGAGUCCGAAUCCUGGAGAAUAACCUGCACAGAGCUUUGGUUCAGCGUCCAACCUUUAGGGUCACAUCCUCCCUGUGCACCGAUCUGACCUGAAUUUAACAUUUUUUACCCAUUAGAUUUAGACUCUUUUUUUUUUUCUGUUUGACAUAUUUGAAGGUUUUUAUGACUAUUUUUUAAAAGAAUGUCAGUGUUCUUUUAAGGAGGGAGUUUGUUGUUUUGCAAGUUCAUUUAUCACUUUUAGUCUUCCAUGUCAAAACAUUGACAAACAUUUGACGCUUUUUUCUUUUCAAUGAUUGCCAAACUAGACUGUGCCAACUCACCUUAAGCUUUGGGUUCGUCAGAAAGCUGAGAUUUACAUUUUUAAUGUAAUUUACCUUUAUAAACAGAAAAAAAAAUGUCAGAUGACUCUAAAAUCUUUUCACCUUUGUUUAUUAGGUUGUGAUUCAUUACUUAAUAAUUUGCCAAAACAUUUCCACAUGCCAGCCGCCCUGCUUUUUUAAUCCUCUCUGGCUGACACCGCAUUCCGAUUCUGGACUCGGACCGGUCACACGUGUUCUUAUUGUGUGUGUUUGUGUGAAUGUGACUCCAGUGGAUGAAGUCUCCUCACGUUGCUGCCUUUUCUGUUCAUGACUGAAUCCGUUGGUCGAAGAGACAAAAGCCAUCCGACUGUUGAAGCUGUUCCUCUCUCCGUACCAACCUCACAGUUCUCAUGUGGUGUGAUCUGAUGGAUCGGGACAACCGCUGAAUUGUUGUGCGUUUUCAAGGCCUCUCCUCCUCACUGUUGCUCUGCGUUGUUGUCGGUCAGGUCAUGAAGGUUGUAACUGUGACCAAGUUGGAGAGAGCGCCCCAUCCUGUUAUGUGCACUAACAAUGUUGACAUUUUAAACACUAUUUUAAGACAUGUUUGUUCUUGUGUCUUUUUUUUUUAACUCGUGCGUGUGCCUGAGAGGACGACUGCCAAUUUCUAAAUCGCAGCUUCUUUAAAACGUCAGAACAGGUGUGUGUUGUGUAGUGCAGGAGUUGUAGAGUAGAUGUGUUACUGCUCCUCAGCUGGUCUGACUCCAACACUGUUCCCCUGUACUGUAACUGCCUGAGUUGCAAUAAAAAACGUUAGUUGUUCUUGUUAUUUUGCUGUUUUGACGUUUGUUAUGUCUCUUUUACUGAUUAAAAAAUUGUAAUUA
Messenger RNA from Oryzias melastigma (Indian medaka), 5248 nucleotides. RefSeq names its product RAB GTPase activating protein 1-like (gene rabgap1l). Lineage: Eukaryota; Metazoa; Chordata; Actinopteri; Beloniformes; Adrianichthyidae. The transcript has 26 exons. The record is from RefSeq and is a predicted model, not a curated record. The coding region runs from base 313 to 3405 and encodes 1030 amino acids.